Ectocarpus sp. CCAP 1310/34 is the source of this 1599-nucleotide messenger RNA. The record is from the annotation of a GenBank genome assembly. Lineage: Eukaryota; Phaeophyceae; Ectocarpales; Ectocarpaceae.
AUGGAGAAAGCCGAGGCAGACCUGACCGCGUCGCUAAAGGGGGGAGACUACGUCGAGGAUGUGUUCUUUCCAGAGCGACAGUAUGCAGACACAGACAUAUUCGUCUACGAGUACCCAGACUCUUCCGACUACACCAUUGGCAUCAUCAUCGACCCGUGCAAGGGAAACUCGUACGACUGCUGCGACCGCUUCUACGGCGCACCUGAGUAUCCUAUGCUCAUCGACCCCGACCAGUCGUCCUACCGUGUCGUGGACAAGUAUCUCUUUGCCGACACUACGGAGAUCCUAGCCAACACCGUCAUUGUCGACAAGGAGGGAGUCACGGUGCCAACCGCCAACAGCCGCUUCGCUGACGACGAGAUCGUAAUCGAAGACAACUGCACGGCUGCCGGCGUGCCGGACGGGCUGUCGUGCGUGGGGUUCCGUCAGAAACAGCAGCGAUCCACGAGCGUGGCUCGAUGCACGGACAACAACCAGACGGUCGACGCCGGAAGCUCUUGCCAGAACCUGGCCGGGGAAGUCUCGGAGCACUGCCUGGCGGUGGGGUACUCGCAGACGGCCAUCAGCGUGAUCUGCGGGGGCGAUUUCGCCGAGGAUGACCACUGCGGGACGUUCCUCGAGCUGCACGUGGGCUACGCCAACUACUACGCGGACACGGAGGACGUUCUGUCGGAGGUUCGGCUUCUCACGGCGAAUGUCACGGGAUACACGACAACCACGAUACCCACUACUUGGAUGAACGACUCCUCUAAAAUCCUAUGCGCGUUUGAGCACGCGAGCUUGCUAGAGGGCACCAUGGUGCUGAUCGCGGAGGAGGCGCCUGUGUGCUGUUGCCCCCGCGCCUUCUCUCAGAAGGAUCAGCUUGGUUCGUUGUUUUGCCCCGUGCACAACUCCCUGGAGGGACCAUUUGCCGCGACCCUGACCAGCAUUGCCGACCUCCUUACCUUCGAGGAAGAAAUCCAGACCUACCCCUUCUGCCCCUCGCUGGAUGAGAAUGAGGACCUCAUGGUUGUGUCCGAGUACUCCACGUCGUGGGAAAGGUUUUUCACGCGAGAAGCGGCUUCAGUACGGUGGGACAACGCGACGGCGACGUACACGAGCGAUGACCUCGAAGGCAGCUAUGACGGGGUUUGCGAGUACCUACCCCAGUGCGCGCUAUCGGCUGCCGGGACUUGCAACGGGGAUGACAGAGAGUAUUCGUUCAAGGGUCAGGUGGGAAAGAUAACGCUGGUGCCGGACGACCCCGAGGACGAGCAGUAUGAAGUGACGUUCAACAACGGCAGGACGAGCUACGGCUUCAACCAGGAGCACCUGCAGGUGGAGCAGGACAUGAACUACGAGGUGGGUCUCCUCGUCGAACAGUGUCUUCGGUGCGGCUCCGGCGUCUCGGUGCGCGGGACCACCCGGGUCGUCACCAAGCGCAUUGCACUAUCGGCAAAGGGUAGCACAAGUAUUUGGUGGGUCCAACGCACGCUGCACAACUUCAGGGUGCAAGCCCGGAAGCCGAUCACGGUGACCAGUCCCACGUGUACGUUCGACAGCACCAACGGCCAGUACUACCCGUACGCGAUAUUGGACGACGGGGUGGCAAUUGAUUGA